This is a messenger RNA of Naegleria gruberi, 1293 nucleotides long. RefSeq lists its product as uncharacterized. The transcript is spliced from 5 exons. Lineage: Eukaryota; Heterolobosea; Eutetramitea; Acrasida; Naegleriidae. Gene Ontology annotation, cellular component: clathrin adaptor complex; trans-Golgi network; cytoplasmic vesicle. The record is from RefSeq and is a predicted model, not a curated record. The coding region runs from base 1 to 1293 and encodes 430 amino acids. Gene Ontology annotation, biological process: Golgi to lysosome transport; protein targeting.
AUGGCCAUCUCUCAAUUCUAUAUUCUCUCCACUAGAGGUGAUAAAAUUAUUGCAAGGGAUUAUCGUUAUGAUAUUGUAAAGGGAUCUGAGGAAAUUUUCUUCAGAAAGAUAAAGAGUAUGGAUAGUGAAGGGUUCCCUGUAUUUGAAGUACAAGGAAUUCAAUUUGUUUCCCUCAAAAAGAGUAACAUGUAUUUUGUAAUUACUACUAGAAAUAACGUUUCCGCCAUCACUUAUAUUCAAUUCCUUGCCAGAAUAUCAAACCUUAUUAGAGAUUUUUGUGGUACUUUGAAUGAAGAGAGUGUGAGGCAAAACUUUACAUUAAUCUAUGAAAUUCUUGAUGAAAUUAUAGAUAACGGUUUCAUUCAGGACUGUAACACCAAAUUACUUAAAAGCUUUAUAUCUAAUGAACCUGUUGAAUUAACCGAACAAAGAACAGUUAAUAGUACCGCUGCAGCAAGACCUAUUCAAGGCGGACAAAAUAAGAAGAGUGAAUUGUUUCUUGAUGUUCUUGAAAAGAUUAAUGUUACAUUUUCAUCAGCAGGCAAUGUUUUGAAUUCGGAAAUAGUUGGAUCUAUUAUAAUGAAAUCUUUCAUUCCAGGUGAUCCACUCAUCAAGUUGGGAUUAACUGAAGGAUUAGUAAUUUCAUCUGAAGAGAAUAGACCUUAUGGUACUGUUGUUCUGGAUUAUGUUAAAUUCAGUGAAUAUGUUGACUUGAGAGAAUUUGAACAAUCUCGUGUUUUGAGUCUUUAUCCUCCUGAUGGAGAAUUUAGUGUUAUGGAUUAUAGAGUUUCAAAAGAGUAUAAUGUACCAUUUAGAAUUACACCUUAUGUUACUAAGGAAUCUCAAUUCAAAGUUAAAUUAUUGGUAACAUUGAGAAAUGAACUCCCAGCAACUAAACAAGCAACAAAUGUAGUGGUUAGAAUUCCAGUUCCAAAGGAUACUGCCACUGUUAGUGUUGAAUUUGGUGUUGGUCAACAAAACAGUUAUGAAUAUAAUGCAGCUGAUCAAGUAGUUUUGUGGGGAAUUAAGAAAUUCCCAGGUUCAUUGGAACAAGUUAUUAAGAUUAAUGUUGUAACAAAUAGUGCCAUCACAUAUGCCUUGUCACCACAAAUGGGACCAGUUGGUAUGAGAUUUGAAAUUCCAAUGCACAAUUGUAGUGGUCUUGAAGUUAAAUAUCUUAAGGUUGUUACCCCAACCUCUUUGGCUACUCCAAAGAAGUCAACUGAACCUUCUCGUUAUGUGAGAUGUAUAACACAAGCUGGAAGUUAUCUUUGUAGAGUAAAUUGCGAUUAA